Alternaria burnsii is the source of this 5646-nucleotide messenger RNA. RefSeq lists its product as uncharacterized. The coding region runs from base 1 to 5646 and encodes 1881 amino acids. The record is from RefSeq and is a predicted model, not a curated record. The transcript is spliced from 3 exons. NCBI's taxonomy places the organism in Eukaryota, Fungi, Ascomycota, Dothideomycetes, Pleosporales, Pleosporaceae.
AUGGCGUCUGGCUCCAAGGCUAAGGACCAGGACCGUCCAAGUGCCAACGGGCGCAUACAUUCUGGCCUGGAGAACAUCCUGCCAGCAAGCUUCCUCGAUAUGCAAAAGUGCGCUGGCGACUUCCCCAAGGAGAGCAAGUCGAUAUCGUCUCCACGCUCUCGGCCGUCUUCCACCCCACUCUCCAGCUUGUCGCGUUCUGUAUCGUCCAUGACCGACAGCUUCAUGCUAGAACACUGGGGCCCCUCUUCUUCAAAGUCCACGCGACCUGAACAUGAUGGCAGAGACAGCACAGAGGCUCCACCCAAGGAGGAGGACGCGCCUACUGUUAUAUCCAAUUGGGCGCAUCUAUCCUAUAUAAAAUCCCAGCGGAACACGCUUCGCGCCGAACUCAAGGCUCACCAGGUUGCUGGAGCCGAGGCAAAGCGGUCCGUUUCCUCUCUGCGGCGUCUUGCCUUUCGAAUGGCCGUAAAUAUAUCUGUCAAGGAGAAGCAGAUUGCAACUACAGCGCGGAAUCUGGCCAAAAGUAGGACAAGUAACUAUCUGGAGGGCAAAGAUGCACAGAAGCGAGUGGAAGAACUGAAGAGGGCGUUGAGAGUUGAAGAAGGACGGAACAAAGAGAUUCUUGAGGCAUUGGAGAGGGCCUCUAUGCUGACGCUCCAAUAUUCGUCUCCCAAAUCUGAACCUCAACAUCAACCUAGAGGUCUGUUCAUCUCACCACCUGCAUCUCCGCCGACGCAAUCAAGUGUCUUUGACAGUCCUACCCUUGCGCCGAGGACUCCGACGCGAGCGUCUCCCUCGCCAUGGCACGAUCUAGAUCUCGAGCUCACCCCUCGCUUGUCGAGUCCUUCCGAGAUACGUACUUCUGACAGUCGCUUAAUUCGAGCGAAACGCGAAUCCGACCAAGCUCUUGCUGCUUGUCGAAGCCGCAUUGAGCAGCUACAACGUGAAUGUGCAGCAAGCAAGGAAGAUGCUGGGCUUCUAGAAGCGACAAGAGAAGGUCUGGAACAGGAGAUCCAAAGUCAUCAAUCCCGCAUUGCUGCCUUGGAGCGUUCGAGGUUUGCGGUACAAGAAAUACUGGAGUCCACCAAGGCGCAAUUGAACGUUGCAGUAGGCUCAGAGGAGAAGCUGAAGCAGGAUCUGCAGGCUAAAUGUGCUGAACUUGCAGAUUGGGAGCAGAAGGGUGGGAAUCUGCAGCACACCAUCGAUGCGCUGCAAAAGGAGAAGGGAGAUCUGGAUGACCGCCUCAGCACACGGAAUGCUCAGAUUAAGGAACUUGAGAUUCGCACAACAACUCUGGAAGAAACACUACAUUCUUUGCAGAAUAAGGUGGAGAUUGCUGAUCGCCACGAAUCGUCGUUGCAAGACCGUCUCGUAGAAAAGGAAAGCGCACGCCAAGACCUGAGCAAGCGACUUGACCGAGGACUGGAACAUAUUGCACGUCUAGAGCAGAAGAUUACUGAGUACGAAAAGGACGAGGCUGAGCACCUACGUAAAAUCGAGAUUGGUGGAGGUGUUAUUUCUACGCUGCGCGAGCAGCUCCAUGAUUCGCAAACCACGAGCAAGGACACUGAAGACGCCUUGACGGCUCUAAAGAAGGAAGUGGAGCAGGUCCAAGCCAAUCUGCGGGCUGAGAGCGAUGCGAGUAAAGGCUUGACUGCAGAGCUUGAGGCUGUGCGAACCGAGAAGGCCGAUAUUUAUAAUGAAUUGCGUGCCACGUCAGAGAAUCUUAAGCGAGAGACCGAAUCGAAGACCAACCUCCAAACCGAGCUAGGAGAUCUGCGUGCUUCUUACGACGCUAUCACGAAAGAAUUGCAACAAGUUUCCAAGCGCGCUCAAUCAUUGGAGACGUUUGAUGCUAGUAACCAGGCCAAGUUAGAGAAACUCCACGACGAAAAAGCAUCGCUUGAAGCCGAUCUCAAAGAUGCCCGACAAUUGCUCUUCAGGCUCCGCGAAGACGUACGGAUGCGAGAUGCCGAGCUUGCUGACCUGCAGUCUGUCAAGUCGAAGUUGCAACAAAAACUUCAGACUUCAGAAGAGCGAGUGUCGCACCUGGAGCAGGAGUUGAACCAAGUACAAGUGUCAAAUCAAGUAGCUGAUGAGCAACGUGCAGUCGAGAUCCAGAAGAACGCCGAACAUCUUCGCGAGUUGGAAUCAUCCAUGCUCAAUCUCCGGUCAGUUCUCGAAUCAUCACAGAAGCUGGAGGCCUCUUUACGACAAGAGUUGGAUAGUGUGCGUAGCUCCAAAAAUGCGGUUGAGAAUGAGCUCAGUCAAGCACUCCAAUCGAAAACAGACCUUGAAGGUCAAAUCAACCAUAUACAGUCAAGACUCACAUGGACGGAGAGCGACCGCGACAGCUUGCAGACUAGGAUUACCCAACUCGAGGGCGACCUGGACACAAGCACCCAGGCUAAGAGUCGUCUCGAUGCACAACUAUCUGCCACGAGUGAGAGUGACUCACUGAAGGCUCGCAUUUCGGAGCUGGAGAUUGCACUUAAAGACAACCUUGAAGCAAAAUCAAAAGCUGAAGAUGCGUUAGCAAUCGCGCAGCUGGACGGCGAGACUUCUGGUAAGGACUUGAUAAACCUUCGUGGACAGCUAGCGGAGGUGAAGGCUACCGGAGACCAAGUGCAGCAGGAUUUACACAACGCCCACAGCUCGAAAUCAGAUCUCGAAGCUCAGCUCCAGUCAUUGAAAGACCAACUGGCCAAGAAUGAGUCUGAGGGUAAUGAAGUACGCUCGCAGAUGUCAAAGCUUCACAAUGAGGUAGUAGAACUCCAAAGGUCGAAACGCCAGCUCGAGGAUCAAUUGUUGGCCGACGAAGCGUCGCGUGAAAAGCUUGACGGAGACUUACAAUCUGCACGCUCCCAACUACUAGAGGUUCAAGCUCAGAUUCCACAUCUGGAGGCAAGACUGGCGUCCAGUGAAGAAGAGCUUGAAGCCAUGUGCAGAGCGAAGGCAGUUACCGAGAAGCGACUCGAAGAGACGCAGACUGCCAACUUAGAUCUGGAGAAAGAACUCGAUGCUGCUCGAAAGUCCAACGAAGACAUCAAGAGUCAAUUUGGUAGUAUCGUUACCAUCAAUGCACAACUGGAGAAGGACAUCAGCACAGCUCGUCUUGAGAGGGACGAGGCAGAUGCACACAACGCUGAACUCACGUUGAAACUAGGAGAUUCGAAGGAAGAGCUGCAAAGCCUUCGAAAGCUUAAGAAUGAGGUUGAGAAGAGACUGAACGAAGCACUAGCUGUCUCAACAAGCACAGAAGAGAGCCUUUCAUCCGCUCGCUCUCGUCUUCAAGAGCUCGAGUCGCAGAACUCUUCCAUCACUACUGAGCUUACAGAGACAAACGAAGAGCUAUCCGUUCUUCGACAGCUCAAGGAUGACGUCAAAAAGAAGUUGGGCGAAACAUUGACUGCUUUCGCAAGUACGAAAGAAGGGCUUUCGUCGACCCGCUCUCGCCUCGAAGAGCUCGAACACCAGAACUCCUCCGUCACCGCUGAGCUCACUAGAACGAAUGAAGAGCUAGUCGCCCUUCGUCAGGCUAGAGCCAAGCUCGAAAGCAAGGCAGACGGCGCUGAACAGCAUAUCGAGUCUCUUGAAGAGGACCUAACAAAUAUGCGCAGGCGUCUUCACGAGCUCGAAGCACAAGACUCGGCAAUUACUACAGAGAAAGAUGAACAGUUAGCCGUUCUUCGAGAAGCAAAAGCCGAGUUGGAGGCUAAGGUAGUCGGCGCCGGAAAGCGUGCUGAAUCUCUCCAAAACGAUCUAACAAAUAUGCGCUCACGGAUAGAUGAGCUUGACUCAAACAGCACUAGCUUAGCCUCCAAGCUGUCAGCUACCAGCAAGGAGCUAGAGGAUGUCAAAUCGGCUUACUCACAACUCGAAGAAUCUUCUCAAACAACGUCACAUCGAAACGGAGAGCUUGAGGCCGAACUCCAAGCUGCACAGAUGCGUCUUGACAUUGCUGAGUCGGAAGGUCUCAGCUUGGCUUCCAAGUUGUCAGUUAGCAGCAAAGAACUAGAGAACCUUCGAUUGGCUCACGUACAACUUGAGGAGUCGUCCCAAACAGCGUCACUUCGAAACGGGGAGCUUGAGACCGAACUGAAAGCUACCCAGAUGCAGCUGGCUGUUGCUGAGUCGGAAAGCCUAGAAGCUGCCAAAAAACUAAACGGAGCCGACAAGGAGCUUGUAUCCCUUCGGGAGUCGAACACUAAGUUGGAUUCCUCUGAGAAGGAGUUGCUCGCUCGUCUUACUUCAGCAGAAGAAGAAUUGGAUACCGCGCGUGAGAAGAAUGCACAGCUGGAAGCCUUCCUCGAGCGUGUAGAAGCAGACAUGGCUGAUGCUCACUCUGCCGUUGAGGAUACUGAAAGGCGUUACCAUGAGCUCGUGGAAGAGUCACAAUCAAAGUUGGAAGCUGCAAAGAGUUCGAAGCAGAAAUACAAACGUAGACUGGACGAGAGGAACAACGAACUUGAGAUCCUAAUCAAUGAGAACUCAGAUCUUCAUCACCAGGUCGGCGACCAGACGCGCCAAUUGGGUGCGCUCAAGAGGGGCAAGGAGAAGCUGGUCGAGGAGCUUUCAAAGAAGGAGAAGUACAUCGGAGAGCUCGGGUCAUCUUCAGACAAUCGCAUAAGAUCCCUAAACUCAGCGUACGAUGGUUUGAGGAAGAAGUUCGAAGAGCAGCAACAGCAACAUCGACAGUUAGACGGUAAACACGACAAGGCUGUUCGCCUCGAGGCCGAACUAGAGAGGAAGAUGACUGAGAUUGAAGAGAUGCGACAUCAUCAAGACGAGUAUGCGGUUUCAUACAAUGCAUUGGAAAAAGAGGUGCAAAGCUUGCGAGAUGAUAAGAGGGCGUUUGAGAAACUGGUAGCCACGCUACAAGAGAAAAUCAGACAUUUGGACGUCCUAGAGGAGUGGGAGGAGCCGAACGAGCUCAACAGGACUACCUCGCCACGUCACAUCACUAUCCAGGAGGGCCCUUACGAUACUGCACCCUCUAGUCCCAUCUCUUCUCAUGCAAGGAGUUCUAUUGGCCGCGUUAGCGUGCAGCUUGAAAGGCCACAGACGAGCGCCAGCACCGUCUCCCACGAGGAAGAUCUUGACUCGUGGGCGAUGCAAGUCGAGAAGAUACGCAUGCAACGCAAUGAUGCGGCAGUCCAACUCAAAGGCAUGAAGAAGUCGCGACACAACCUCAAGAAAACUCUGAGGGACACCGAUGCGCAACUCCACCGGCUAGAGAAGGAAACGAAGACCAAACGACCCCAGAACCUUCUCCGAAAGAAGAGUCGUCCAAUGACCCCUAAUCCUCUCAUUACUGACCAAGCCCGCACCUCACCCUCCCCGCGCAUUGGCUCUUCAUCCCCGCAAACACCCACUCGCCAAACCACGAACGUAUUCACCUCGCCUCGAACCACCAUGAGCACCAACUCACGGCACAGCACAUAUAUUACUCCUACCAAUCCCGAUAAGGGAGCUACACCUUCAACGCCUGAACGUCCCAAGACUAGUCAUAGUCUGCGCAACAGGCUGAGCUAUCGCCCUACGACUAGUGUUGGCGAUGAACAUGCGGGCGUGUCGCCUAAGGGGCAUGGACAUGUAAGAAGGUGGAGUUCUGGAUUGAGGAGUUUGUUUCAUAAGGAUGCGUGA